AUGCUACCUUCUGAUAUAAUGAGGGAUUUGCAGCGGGCUGUAUAUGUAAAGGAGAACCGGAUUGAGUACCCGUGACUCCUGAGGAGGAACAUGGCUACCGUGGACACAAUGUCAGAGGCCUCUGAGGUGGGAGACAACAGCGAGUUCACUGACAUCAUCAAAUGGAGAUCAGAUGAACAUGAUGCCGUACAGAAGAAAACCUUCACGAAGUGGAUCAACGCACAGUUCUCGAAGACGGGGAAGACGCCCAUCAAAGACAUGUUCUCUGACCUGAGAGACGGCAGGAAACUCCUCGAUCUCCUGGAGGGGCUGACUGGAAACACACUGACCAAAGAGCGAGGCUCUACCAGAGUUCACUCCCUCAACAACGUCAACCGUGUGCUGCAGGUGCUUCAUCAGAACAGCGUGGACCUGGUGAAUAUCGGUGGGACUGAUAUUGUCGAUGGGAAUCAUAAGCUCACGCUAGGACUCAUCUGGAGUAUCAUUCUGCACUGGCAGGUCAAGGACGUCAUGAAGGAUGUGAUGUCCAGUCUUCAGCAGACCAACAGUGAGAAGAUUUUACUGAGCUGGGUGAGGAACUGCACCCGCAACUAUAACGGCGUUAAUGUGCUCAACUUCACCACCAGCUGGGCGGACGGCCUGGCCUUCAACGCCAUCUUACACCACUUCAGGCCUCAUGGAUUCAGCUGGGAGGAAGUAGUUCAUCUAACUCCAGUAGAGAGGCUGGACCAUGCUUUCACAUUCGCCAAAGAUCAGCUCAACAUUGAGAGACUACUGGAUGCAGAAGAUGUGGCGGUGCAGUUGCCGGAUAAGAAGUCCAUCAUCAUGUAUGUGACCUCACUCUUUGCCGUGUUUCCCAACGACAUCACGAUGGAUGACAUCAAAGAGGUGGAGACGCUGCCCAGACACUAUAAGGUGGAUCAGGAUGAGGGACAUGCUGGAUUGGCUGCAGAGACGCAGGAGGUGAGCAGCACACGGCCAGAGACGGAGGUUGACAUGGAGGUCAGUCUGGACAUGUAUCAGAUCACGCUGGAAGAGGUGCUCACCUGGCUGCUGUCGGCCGAAGACACGCUGCACAUGCAGGACGACGUGUCCGACGACGUGGAGGAGGUCAAAGACCAGUUCCACACACACGAGGGCUUUAUGAUGGAAUUGACAGCCCACCAGAGCAGCGUGGGUAACGUCUUACAGGCAGGAAACCAGUUGAUCGCUCAGGGCAGCCUGAGUGAGGAAGAGGAGGAAGAGAUCCGAGAACAGAUGACACUGCUCAACUCCCGCUGGGAAAACCUGCGGGUCGCCAGCAUGGACCGUCAGUCCAGACUUCAUGAAGUUCUGAUGGACCUUCAGCAACAGCAGCUCCAGCAGCUCUCUGAUUGGCUGACGCAGACAGAGGGGCGGAUCCGUAAGAUGGAGACCGAGCCAAUAGCAGGAGACCUGGAGGGAUAUCUGGCCCAGAUAGAGCAGCACAAAGUUUUGCAGAAUGAUCUAGAGCUGGAACAGGUAAAGGUGAACUCUCUCACACACAUGGUUGUGGUCGUGGAUGAGAACAGCGGGGAGAGUGCAACUGCUGCCCUGGAGGAGCAAUUGCAGUCACUGGGGGAGCGCUGGGCGGCAGUGUGUCGCUGGACGGAGGAACGCUGGAACAAACUUGAGGAAAUUCAGCUUGUGUGGCAGCAGCUGCUUGAUGACCAGAGUUUGUUUGGAUCGUGGCUAGCAGAAAAGGAGAAGGCCUUGAGUGAAGUUCAGACCAGUGAUUUUAAAGACCCUAGUGAAAUAAAUGCCAGCGUGCGCAGAUUAGCCAAUCUCAAGGAGGACAUGGCCCAGAAGCUAAGGGCCCUGAAUGCUCUGUCAGAUGCUGGACAGGAUGUGAUGGUGCUGUUAAACAGUCCAGCCGCAGCUCAGAGGAUCCAAACAGACACAGACCUACUGACCCAACGCUGGGACAACCUGGUCCAAAAACUAGAGGACUGCUCCAGCCAAGUAACUGAAGCGGUGUCUGUGACUGGGAUACCCCGGGUACCAGAAAAGAUGGUCAUGGACACAGUCACAACACGGAUGGAGCAAACCUUCACCAGCAGCGAUCGAGAGCUACCGCCACCAGCUCCACCUAAAAGACGACAUCUGGAUACAGAUGGCGAGCUCAGGAGACUAGCUGAAACUGAUGUUGCCAAGCUUUUGUCACGGCUGGCUGCAUGGAAGUCAUCUGCCCGAGCUGCUGGAGAGACGCCUGGUCUGAAGGAAAAACUACAGACCCUGCGGAUGGAGCUUGCUGAAAACGAGGGGGCAGUGAAAGAGGUAAUGCAGAAAGGAGAGAAGAUGAUUGAACGGUUGGAGAAAGAAGGUCUGUCUUCAGAGGAGGCCCGUUCUGGCCUGGACUCUGUGCUUAAAGAAUGGGAGGGCUGCCAGAACCUGAUCCAGGAUCUGAGGAACCGAGCUCAAGUACUAGAGCAGGUGGCAGCGGUUCAAUCAAGACUGAAGGCUCUAGAUGGAGUCCUGCAGGAACCGGAGAAAUGGCUGAUCUCCACAGAAGGGUUUAGAGCAAAAAACAACCAGCAGGAACUCCAGACACUCAAAGACGACUGUGAGGCUCGGAUAGCAGAGCUGGAAAAGCUUCAGCCACAGGUGGAAGAUCUGUGUUCUCAGACGGAGAGUCUGGCCGCAGAACCUGGAGCCCCUGACACCACGAGGCCCAGUGUGACAGCGCUGGCAUCACGCCACAGCACAACCAUUCAGGAGCUCCAGACACGGCAGAAGGACAUCACUACAGUUUUGUCCAGGCUGGCGGGGUCCCGAGCGCUGCAGCAGAUGGGGUCCAGACUGAACACAGUCAGCGCUGAUAUCAGAGACAUCACCACGGCUGAGCAGGGAGUCAUCAAAGCUCAGGCUCUUUGUGCUGAGAUAUUGCAGCAGGGGCAGGAGGCAUCGAAGGCAGCAGAGCAGCAGGCCUGGACUGAGCUCUCCACGGCCGCCCAGGAUCAGCUCAGCAUGCUGAAGUGCAUUCUGGGUAGCAUGAAGGACACAGAGGUGAAGCGUGAGCAGGUGGAGCGCUGGCUGAAUGCUGCUGAUGAGCUGAUGUCUCGAGACGCUAGCGGCUUCAGCCAAGCUGACAAACAACAGGAAGAAGUCAACCAGUGCAAGGAGCUGGUGAGUGAGAUGGACAGCGUGGAUUCGUCUCUGAAGCAGAUGAGGGAGAAUGUGACGGCCGUGCAGCAGAGCUCAGUACAUGGUCUGAUCAGCUGGGGGCAGACGGAGCUGGACGACAGUCAGAGACGCUGGGACACGCUCAGUAAAGAGCUGCUGAGGCGUGAGGAGCGUGUGAGUGACGGUCAGGAGAGAGUGGGGAAUCUGAAGAAAGACGUGGCAGAGAUGCGCGAGUGGAUGAUUCAAGUGGACGAGGAGUUUCUGAUGAGAGACUUUGAGUACAAGAGCCCUGAGGAGCUGGAGGAGGCGCUGCAGGAGAUCAAGAGGGCUAAAGACGAUGUGUUACAGAAGGAAGUACGUGUGAAGAUUAUGAAGGACAACAUUAAUGUUCUGAAUAGUAAGACGCCCCCUGGUGGUCCAGACCUGAGCCCUGAGCUCACUGAAGUGCUGCUCAACUACCAGAAACUCUGCGAUCGCUUCAAGAGCAAGUGCCACACACUUGAGGAGGUGUGGUCCUGCUGGAUCGAGCUGCUGCAGGAUCUGGACGUGGAGUCUGGCUGGUUGAAGACACUGGAGGAGACAGUUCAAGCCACUGAGAACGUCCCAGAAAACACAGAGUCUGUCAGCGAGGCUCUGGAGUCUCUGGAGUCGGUUCUGCGUCAUCCGCGUGAUAACAGGACUCAGAUCCGAGAGCUGGCCCAGACUCUCAUAGACGGAGGCAUUCUGGAUGAACUCAUCAGCGAGAAACUGGAGAGCUUCAACUCACGCUACCAAGAACUGACUCAGCUGGCUGCUGCACGUCAGAUGUGUCUGGAGCAGAAGUUGGGGACUCUGAGAGAGAACGAGGUGGCCUUACAAACACUACAGAUGUCCCUGACACAGCUGGACCAGACGCUCACCUCGUACCUCACCGACCGCAUUGACGCCUUCCAGCUGCCACAGGAAGCCCAGGUCAUUCAGGGCGAGAUCGCGGCCCAUGAGGCCACACUGGAGGAUCUGAGGAGGAGGAAUGUAGGUAACGUAGCUCCAACGGUCCCAGAGGGCAAACCAGUGCGAGGAGGAACCCUCCUGGACCAGUUACAGCGGAAACUCCGUGAGAUUAGUACAAAAUUCCAGCUGUUCCAGAAACCAGCCAACUUUGAGCAGAGGAUGCUGGACUGCAAGAGGAUUCUGGAAAACGCUAAAGCCGAACUUCACAUCCUGGACCUGAACGACACACAACCAGAGGAGAUCCAGACCCACCUGAACGGAUGCAUGAAACUGUAUAAGAUCUUGAGCGAGGUGAAACUGGAGGUGGAGACGGUGAUUAAAACAGGAAGACAGAUCGUACAGAAACAGCAGACAGAAAAUCCUAAAGGAAUGGAUGAACAACUCACCGCCCUCAAAUUACUCUACAAUGAGCUGGGAGCUCAGGUGACUGAGGGGAAGCAGGAUUUGGAGAAGGCCUUGUCUCUGUCUCAGCGGCUGCAGAAGGACAGCGCCGCCCUGCAGGCCUGGAUGAGGCACACUGAGACGCCACUGAAAGAGAAGCUCAGCACAGGAGACAUGCCUGACGACACCGAGACGGAGAUCACAUGGGCCAACGGCCUGUUGAAGGAGUCUGAGCUCAAGAAGAGCGAUCUGUCUGUGCUGAUGGAGAACAGCGCCGCCCUGCAGGCUUUAGUGGAGGGCAGCGAGGCGAGGCUGGAGGAUCAGCUGUUUGAGCUCAAUGAAGACUGGGACCGUGUGCACACAAUGAUCGAGGACUGGAUCAGUGCUGUUCUGAAUCACAUGCGUGAGGUGGAGAUGUUUGAUGAGAAUUUGGCUCAUAUCAGCACAUGGCUCUAUCAGACGGAGAUACGACUGGAUGAGAUGGAGAAGAUGCCUGCAGUCGAGAAAGAGAGAAUGAUGAAGGCUGUGUUGGGUGAGUUGGAGGGAAUGAGUGUGCGUGUGGACAGUGCCCGUGAUCAGGCAGUGAUCUUGAUGACCAGCAGAGGGCCUGUGUGCAGAGAGCUGGUGGAGCCCAAACUGGCCGACCUCAACCGUAACUUCCACAAGGUGGCGCAGCACAUCAGCUCUGCUCAGGUGUCUGCUGGUCUGGAGGUCAGACAGGAGGAGGUGACAGAUGGGAGGUCUGCUCCUCUUCUCUCCUCCUCACAGAUACAGCUGUUUGAGUCAGACCUACAAGCAACUAUCAGAGCCCUGGAGCAACAGGAGAAAACACACACACCUGACGACGAGAGGCUGGAUGAGGAGAAAGCUGUUGAGGAGGUGCUGAGGAGAGGAGAGGAGGUGCUGCUGUCUGUCCCCGACGAGGACAUCUGCAGGAGACUCCUGCUGCUCCAGACAGGCUACAAGGUCAUUUCAUGCUCUCUUAACAACGUCAGCCACGUAACGCCGGUUCUGAAUUUCAAGCCACUUUCACACAUGAAACCCGUUAAAUUGCAGUAUUAA
Molecule: messenger RNA, 5574 nt
Organism: Carassius carassius (crucian carp)
Lineage: Eukaryota; Metazoa; Chordata; Actinopteri; Cypriniformes; Cyprinidae
Product: utrophin-like
Exons: 39
Coding region: 91-5574 (1827 amino acids)
Biological process (GO): synaptic signaling
Cellular component (GO): plasma membrane
Molecular function (GO): protein binding
Source: RefSeq, a predicted model, not a curated record